AUGAAAAACGACAACAAAGCGGCGCCGCUUAUCGGGCACCCAGCAUCUGCCCCACACCGACCCGAAGGUGGCCGGGUUCACACUCGCAAUCAGAUGCCACACUUGCCAGACACAGACCCACAGCCCAAAGCCAAAGCCAGAGCCUCACAAUUGUUCUAUUUGGGUCUGGUUCUGGGUCUGCUGUGGGGUCCCGGGGCACUGGCCAAGCGGUAUCUGCGCUGUGAGCUGGCCCGCAAGCUGCUCGACCAGCACGGCUUCGAGCGUAGCCUUCUGUCCAACUGGAUCUGUCUUCUGGAGCACGAGAGCGAACUGGAGACGACCCGCACCACUACGAACCCCAAUGGAUCGCGCAGCCUGGGCCUGUUCCAGAUCAACAGUCGAUACUGCCAGGAGGGCAGACGAGGAGGCAUCUGCAACGUCAAAUGCGAAGAUCUGCUCGAUGAGAAUCUGCGCGAGGCGGCCGUCUGUGCCAGGCGGAUUCAAACCACGGACGGGUUUCGUCAUUGGAAUGGCUGGCAGCGAUACUGCCGCAACACCCAGAACCUUCCCAAUCUGAAGGUCAUCUGUGGCAUCUAGGAAAUGGCCAUAAAAAAGGGGGUUGGUG
Molecule: messenger RNA, 604 nt
Organism: Drosophila obscura
Lineage: Eukaryota; Metazoa; Arthropoda; Insecta; Diptera; Drosophilidae
Product: lysozyme
Exons: 4
Coding region: 1-576 (191 amino acids)
Source: RefSeq, a predicted model, not a curated record